Messenger RNA from Arabidopsis lyrata subsp. lyrata, 1113 nucleotides. Its product is annotated as transcription factor DYT1. The record is from RefSeq and is a predicted model, not a curated record. The coding region runs from base 44 to 670 and encodes 208 amino acids. Gene Ontology annotation, biological process: regulation of DNA-templated transcription. The transcript is spliced from 3 exons. Gene Ontology annotation, cellular component: nucleus. Gene Ontology annotation, molecular function: protein dimerization activity; sequence-specific DNA binding; DNA-binding transcription factor activity. NCBI's taxonomy places the organism in Eukaryota, Viridiplantae, Streptophyta, Magnoliopsida, Brassicales, Brassicaceae.
UUUGUCUGAAAAAUUAUCAAAGAAGAAAGAAGAGGAAAAUUAAAUGGGUGGAGGAAGCAGAUUUCAAGAACCAGUGAGGAUGAGCCGUAGGAAACAAGUAACAAAAGAGAAGGAAGAAGAUGAAAACUUCAAAUCUCCAAAUCUUGAAGCAGAGAGACGUAGAAGAGAGAAGCUUCAUGGUCGGCUUAUGGCUCUGCGAUCUCAUGUCCCAAUUGUCACCAACAUGACUAAAGCAAGUAUUGUUGAAGAUGCGAUUACUUACAUAGGAGAGCUUCAGAAUAAUGUUAAGAAUCUCUUAGAGACAUUUCAUGAAAUGGAAGAAGCUCCUCCUGAGACUGAUGAAGAACAAACAGAUCAAAUGAUUAAACCUGAAGUUGAAACUAGUGAUCUUAAAGAAGAGAUAAAGAAACUCGGAAUCGAGGAGAAUGUGCAAUUGUGUAAGAUUGGGGAGAGCAAGUUUUGGUUAAAGAUCAUAACAGAGAAGAAAGCUGGGAUCUUUACAAAAUUCAUGGAGGUUAUGAGAUUUCUCGGAUUCGAGAUUAUCGACAUUAGUCUAACAACUUCAAAUGGAGCCAUUCUUAUUUGUUCCUCUGUUCAGAUACAUCAGGAACUCUGUGAUGUUGAACAGACAAAAGAUUUUCUUUUGGAAGUUAUGAGAAGCAAUCCGUAAGUAUACAUACAUCUUGGAAAUUUCUGCCACUAAUAAGAUUUCCAUUGAUUUUAAUACAUUGUUGUUCCAUUUUAAAUAUGAUUUUGGUUCAGAUGAAACAGAGUAUGUGUUACAAGCCAUUGAGCUUCUUCUUGUCUCCAUAUAUGUUUCUACAAAAUGCUCAUGAUCCUCUGUUUGAUAAUAUCUCUAGGAUCCGACCCGGCACGACCCGAAUCCGACGCCGGUGAACCUACUAAUAGGGUUUUAUCAUAAAUGGGCUUUGAAUGAACUAGCUCUUAAAUGGGCUAAUUCUUAAGUUGAGCCCAUUUAAUUUCUACUAUCCUCCUAGUGAUGUUUAUUUGUGUAAGGUUGGGAGUUGGAACCUAAGUUUUUGUUUCGAAAUCAAAAUAUUCGAUAGAGUUCAAAUCAAGAGACAUUUUGCCUACCCUUUAACUAACACUUUA